UAUCGCACGUACCUGUGAGCAGCAGCAAUGGUUACUGAGACGAUUAAGGAAGAACCGGUCGGUACCGGUGCGGAAGAAUCAUCGAAGAAAGCCGCAAAAAAGGCAGCAAAGGAUGCGGUGAAAGCGGCCAAGAAAGCUGAACAUAAGGCGGCCGCUGCUGCUGCGGCUGGUGGACCAGGAAAUGACGAUACUGGAGCAGACGGUGUUGACCAUUCGGAGGGCCGGUAUGGAACGAUGAAGAUGAUCCAGAGCGCUGAAAAAUACGCUGAACGGGUGUUCGUUAAGGUGUCCGAUCUGUCCCAGUGCAAGAAGGAUGCCCAGGUGUGGGUACGCGGCCGUGUACAUACGUCGCGUUGUAAGGGCAAACAGUGCUUCUUGGUGUUGCGCCAGCAGAGCAGUACCGUGCAGUGUUUGCUGGCCGUCAACGAACACAUCUCGAAGCAGAUGGUUAAAUUUUCCGGCAGCAUUCCACGCGAAAGUAUAAUCGAUCUGAAAGCGAAGGUGGUGCCGGUUGAACAGCGCAUCGAAUCGUGCACGGAGCAGACGCUCGAACUGCACGUGCUGGAACUGUUUUUGCUAUCGGCCGCAAAGGCACAGCUGCCGCUACAGAUUGAGGAUGCAUCGAGGUCGGAAAAGUCGGACGAUCCGGAAGCGCUCAAGAUUCGCGUCAAUCAGGACACCCGGCUGGAUAAUCGUGUGCUCGAUCUGCGUACACCGGCCAAUCAGGCCAUCUUUCGGUUGGAGGCGGGUGUGUGUAAGCUGUUCCGUGAUGUGCUAACCGCACAAGGAUUUACGGAAAUACACACGCCGAAAAUUAUCUCGGCGGCCAGCGAAGGUGGUGCGAACGUGUUUACGGUUAGCUAUUUUAAAGAUUCUGCCUACUUGGCACAGUCUCCCCAGCUGUACAAGCAGAUGGCGAUUGCAGCCGACUUCGACAAGGUGUUUACCGUGGGUGCCGUCUUCCGGGCGGAAGAUUCCAACACUCACCGGCACUUGACCGAGUUCGUGGGGUUGGAUUUGGAGAUGGCCUUCAAGUACCACUACCAUGAAGUGGUUGAUACGAUAGGCAACACUUUUACGGAAAUGUUUAAAGGAUUGCGCGACAACUAUGCGAAAGAAAUUGCUGCCGUAGGACAGCAGUAUAAUGUGGAGCCGUUCAAGUUUCUCGAGCCACCGCUAAAGCUGGAAUUUGCCCAAGCCGUCGCGAUGCUGCGCGAGGCUGGCGUGCAAAUGGACGACGAGGAAGAUCUAUCAACUCCCAGCGAAAAAUUGCUUGGCCGGUUAGUAAAGGCAAAGUACGAUACCGAUUUCUACAUCCUGGACAAGUUCCCGCUGGCCGUACGUCCCUUCUACACCAUGCCCGAUCCGGCAAACGUCAAGUACUCCAACUCGUACGACAUGUUUAUGCGGGGCGAGGAAAUUCUGUCCGGCGCGCAGCGAAUACACGAUCCCGAGUAUCUGAUCGAGCGAGCCAAACUGCACGGUAUCGAUCUGUCGAAGAUUGCCGCCUACAUUGACGCAUUCCGGUAUGGGUGUCCUCCGCACGCCGGAGGUGGUAUCGGUAUGGAGCGUGUCGUUAUGCUUUACCUCGGGUUGGACAAUAUUCGCAAAACGUCCAUGUUCCCGCGUGACCCGAAGCGAAUAACACCUUAGAUU
This is a messenger RNA of Anopheles maculipalpis, 1656 nucleotides long. It is a transcript of the gene AspRS, whose product is annotated as aspartate--tRNA ligase, cytoplasmic. The record is from RefSeq and is a predicted model, not a curated record. The coding region runs from base 28 to 1653 and encodes 541 amino acids. The transcript has 4 exons. Gene Ontology annotation, cellular component: cytosol; cytoplasm; aminoacyl-tRNA synthetase multienzyme complex. NCBI's taxonomy places the organism in Eukaryota, Metazoa, Arthropoda, Insecta, Diptera, Culicidae. Gene Ontology annotation, molecular function: ATP binding; aspartate-tRNA ligase activity; RNA binding. Gene Ontology annotation, biological process: aspartyl-tRNA aminoacylation.